Bombina bombina (fire-bellied toad) is the source of this 2882-nucleotide messenger RNA. It is a transcript of the gene NTN5, whose product is annotated as netrin 5. The coding region runs from base 562 to 2358 and encodes 598 amino acids. The transcript is spliced from 9 exons. Gene Ontology annotation, molecular function: protein binding. The record is from RefSeq and is a predicted model, not a curated record. NCBI's taxonomy places the organism in Eukaryota, Metazoa, Chordata, Amphibia, Anura, Bombinatoridae.
UCUUCAAACAAGCACACACAGCUCUCACCCCACCCCUCCUCACUUAUGAUGUAAUUACUUUGUGGAUUUGAAUGGUGCUACCAACCAACCCCAGUAUGAAAUAAAAUCAACUCUUCUCAAAAGGUUGAGCAGCUCUCCAAGCUUUUCUCUGUAAAGAAGAAUAAACACUUAAGUUCUGCUCACAUUAAGUGCCCUUUCUAUCUUCAUGCUGUGUGUGACACACUCCCAGAAAUGGAGUAAGGAAAAAAAUACUUUCUAAGUUGCAGCCGAGCUAUGGGUGAUUUAAACCAAAUGACAGAAAAUUAAAACCACUGUACUGCACACUUCAAAGAAAACAGAUGUCAACAAAAUGGUUAACCCCUUCCUUGCUUCAAUAUUAUGAAAUGCACUUCAUAAGUAUUGUGCUUCCUGUUUCACCAGUAUUGAGGUACCUAAUCAAACAAAAUUACUAUUUUUUGGUCUAGUUUAGACUGAAAUUGGGGCAUUAAAAGUCUAGGAAUGCCUAGAAAUCGUUGAAAUUCCAUCCUAAGGUAAUGUUUCCAACAUCCUGAUUGGUCUGACAUGCCUCGAAUAUUGUGGGGUUUUAUUCCUUUUUACAUCAUCUCCCUUCUGAGCCCUGUGCCCAAGGGGCAGGAGAACAAUUCCAAUAAAGCAUCUGGCCACCGUGGAAAUACAGAUGGACCCUGCUAUGAUGCCAAACAGAGGCCAAAAUAUUGUAUCCCAGAUUUUAUCAAUGUGGCUCUCGGACAAGAGGUAGUUACCUCUAGUACUUGUGGGCGCGUACCCCAAAAACUUUGCUAUUUCAUGGACUCUGCAAAUAUAACAUCUCGUAGGUGUCAAUUAUGUGACCAGAAGAAACCAGAAACAUCUUAUCCACCUUUAUACAUGACUGAUACAGAUACCCAAACAUGUUGGAGAUCAGAGAGUGGAAUAACAUAUCCACAAAAUGUUACCUUGACUCUAUCUCUGGGUCGUAGGUUUGAGUUGGUAUAUGUAAGUUUGCGUUUUUGCACCCCACGUCCUGACUCUAUGUCCAUCUAUAAAUCUAUGGACCAUGGAAAGUCAUGGAUCCCCUUCCAGUUUUACUCUAGUCACUGUCGUAGAGUAUAUGGACAUGCCACCACAAGUGCCAUUACAAAGCCCAUGCAACAUGAAGCUACUUGUACUGACUUCCAAACUGGAGUUAAACCUCUUACUAAAGGGCUUGUAGCUUUCAUGCCAUUAGCAGGUCGUCCUUCAGCCAGAAGAUUUGAAUAUAGUCCAGUUCUUCAAGACUGGGUGACUGCUACAGACAUCCGUGUGGUCUUUAACCGUCUCCAUUAUGGGAAAAAGUUGGGAAUCAGAAGGAAGACUGCCUUCUAUGGUGUUUCUGAACUCCAGGUUGGGGGAAGGUGUAAAUGUAAUGGCCAUGCAUCACGUUGCAGCGCUAUUAAAGAGGGACUUAUGUGUGAAUGUCAGCAUAACACAAUAGGUCCUGAGUGUGAUGCCUGCAAACCUUUUUAUUAUGAUAGGCCAUGGCAGCGAGCAACACCAAGCAAUUCGCAUGAAUGUGUAGCAUGUGAGUGCAACUUGCAUUCUCACCGUUGUCGCUUUAACAUGGAGCUGUAUAAACUCUCAGGCAGGAAGAGUGGAGGCAUAUGUCUGAACUGCCGCCACAACACUGCUGGCCGCCACUGUCACUACUGCAAGCAAGGGUACAAACGAGACCUAAACAAGGCCCUGUCCAGCAGAAAGGCCUGCAAAGCUUGUCAGUGUCACCCAAUUGGAGCUAUUAAUGCGAUAUGCAACCAAACCACUGGCCAGUGUUUGUGCAAAACUGGAGUGACUGGACUGACCUGCAAUCGAUGUUCUCAGGGAUAUCAGCAAAGCCGCUCUGCACACAUGCCCUGUGUCCGGAUUCAAGAAGAGUUGACCACAACCACGGCUUAUCCUGUGGAAUGGAAAACAGGUACAGAAUGUCAGUCAUACUGCAAGCCAUCUCAUAGCCGUGUGCACAUGAACUUGCGCAAAUAUUGCAAGAAAGACUAUGUUCUUAGAGCCCAGCUGUUGUCCAUGGAAAAGUCUGGAGAAUGGUGGCAAUUCACAGCUAAUGUGCUUACAGUGUACCGUCAGCGCCGAGUUCCCAUUCGUCGUGGUGACCAACCUCUCUGGGUUCCAGAACAGGAUUUAGCUUGUGACUGCCUCCGAGUGCAAGUAGGCAAGUCCUACUUAAUUAUUGGGAAUGAUGAAGAGUCUCCUGAUCCAGCUCGUUUGAUUUUGGAUAAAAAUAGUCUAGCGCUGCCAUGGCGUGAUGUUUGGGCACAUAAACUGAGACGUUUUCAGCAGCAGAAUCGCAGAGGAAAUUGUAGAGUUGGAUAAAUAGGUCCUUAAUCAUAAAGGAAUGCCACACACAAAGUCAACCAGUUGUCUCCAAACCAGAUCCCAUCUUUAGUGAAAGAAUAACCAUGCCAUUCUAGAUGCAUAAUUAAAUCAACACAUAAUUAUAUGUGUACUGCUACCUCUAUAUUAUGAAAUUUGUCAACUGGAAAAUAAGACCAGAGUAUAGAAAAAAUAUUUACAACACCAUAUUCAUAGAAUUUGCAGAAUAAUGGAUACUCUGUUUGUCCAGGGGAUCUGUGCUUGAAUGUCCAUCAGAUUUUGUUAUGUUAUCAUAUAUGAUGUAAUAAAACAUUUGUGCUUAAGAGUAUUUUUAUAUAUUUGUAGAAAAAAAUAUGCUGCUUUGUUGUUUUUUUCCUUUCUUAAAUACAGAGUUACAAUUUGUGUGAUAAUGUGGAAUUGUAUGUCUAAUCAUUAAUCACUUCUUACUGGAGAUGUUUGAAUAGGGAAAUGUUUAAUUAAGUUUGAUGAUGUUCUCAUUAAAAUAAAAUUUACAAUACAGGUAA